AUGGAGCUGAUGGAGCAACUGGAAACUGGAGGAAUUCAAUCAGAUGAACACGGCGGAAAAGAGUUUCGAAGCUCAAACGAAACCAUAAUGGAGGUGUACGCGGCUCGUUUAAUGGCUCAAUUGGAGAAUUCAUGCUUGGCUGGGACAUCACCUCUCGGACGCACAUCGAUGACACAAGAAUUCGACGGACAGUUGGCUGCGUUGGAGCUGGCUUGCGCGAAGUGA
Messenger RNA from Caenorhabditis remanei, 225 nucleotides. RefSeq lists its product as uncharacterized. The coding region runs from base 1 to 225 and encodes 74 amino acids. The transcript is spliced from 2 exons. Lineage: Eukaryota; Metazoa; Nematoda; Chromadorea; Rhabditida; Rhabditidae. The record is from RefSeq and is a predicted model, not a curated record.